Oikopleura dioica is the source of this 1248-nucleotide messenger RNA. NCBI's taxonomy places the organism in Eukaryota, Metazoa, Chordata, Appendicularia, Copelata, Oikopleuridae. The record is from the annotation of a GenBank genome assembly.
AUGGUCCAGAAAAAUAAAAUUCCAGAGACAUCAAUUUCGUCAAAUUCUUCAACUUUUCUCGAGGACACGAUUUGUCCAUAUCCGGAAGAGUCGAAAAACUCAACAGAAGAAUACAUCAUGGAGGAAGAACGGCGAGUGCGAUACGCUUGGGAUGAAAAGGCAAAGGGCCAGAUUCUCGGUUCUUACUUCAUUGGAUAUACAGUCACUCAGAUUCCAGGCGCUUGGGCGGGCAGAAAAUACGGACAUAUCAAGAUUCUGACAAUGUCUUUCUUUGGAGCGGGAUUGUUGACUUCGCUUCUGCCAUAUGUCAUGCUUCAGCUCCGAGAUUCCGCUGCUGUCAAAUUUUUCAUCUUCAUGCGAGUCUUGAUUGGCUUCUUACAAGGCUGCUGCUACCCGACCUUCAUGGCUCUCUGGGGGAGCUGGGCACCAUCUAGCGAGUUGAGCCGUCUGGUCUCGAUUCAAUUCGCCGGCGCUGGAAUCGGAAUUGCUGUGAUGUACCCAAUCAAUGGCUGCCAAAAAUCAGCCGAUCACAAUUCAAUCUCAAAAGAAGAGCUCACCCUCAUCCUCUCAGACAAAAAAGAAUUAACCAACGAACGGCUGGUUAUUCCAUGGAAAAGCAUUUUGACGAGCAUUCCAGUUUGGGCAAUCGUGAUUGCUCACACCGCCGGAAAUUUUGGCAGUUACGUUAUGACAAGCUACAUGCCGAGUUAUUUGGAUGAACAGCUUCAUUACAAUAUCAAAUCUGCAGCGAUUUUCUCCGCAAUACCAGCGCUAAUUAAACCAGCUAUGACGAUGAUUUCUGGUGUUUUGUCCGAUUUCCUCGUUGGUCACAUGCAAAUGAAGACCAUCACUGUUCGUAAAAUCAUGUCGACUUGUGGCCUCUGCAUUGCUGGAAUCUCGAUUGCUCUUGCCGGCCAUGUCGGUUGUAAUGCACCGGUGAUCGUUUUUCUUCUUUCGAUUUCGCUGUCAUUUGAUGGAGUUACGACAAGUGGGUUCAAGGCAAAUCAUGUGGAAAUUGCUCCGGGUCUUUCGGGAAUUACGUAUGCCAUGGCAAAUACCUUUGGAUCACUACCAGGCUUCAUCGGGCCAGCAGUGACGGGACUCUUAUUGAGCCUGUUUUCGGGAAUAACAGGAUGGUUCAUUGUUUUCUGGCUUACAGCGAUCGUCUACUUCGUCGGAGCCGCGGCAUUUCUGAUUUUCGGCACUUCUGAGGCGCAAAAAUGGGCGAAAAAUCAAGAUGACAAGUGA